This is a messenger RNA of Charadrius vociferus (killdeer), 954 nucleotides long. RefSeq names its product tripartite motif containing 9 (gene TRIM9). Gene Ontology annotation, molecular function: protein binding. The coding region runs from base 1 to 954 and encodes 317 amino acids. The record is from RefSeq and is a predicted model, not a curated record. Lineage: Eukaryota; Metazoa; Chordata; Aves; Charadriiformes; Charadriidae. The transcript is spliced from 9 exons.
AUGCGUGGGCUGCGGAGGAGCCAGCUUUCCCAGGCCCUGAACGGGUUGUCAGACAGAGCCAAGGAAGCAAAAGAGUUCCUGGUCCAACUCCGCAACAUGGUGCAGCAAAUCCAGGAGAACAGCGUGGAGUUCGAGGCCUGCCUGGUGGCCCAGUGUGACGCCCUCAUCGAUGCCCUCAACAGGAGGAAAGCCCAGCUGCUGUCCCGGGUCAACAAGGAGCACGAGCACAAGCUGAAGGUGGUGCGAGACCAGAUUUCUCACUGCACGGUCAAACUACGCCAGACCACGGGCCUGAUGGAGUACUGCCUGGAGGUCAUCAAGGAGAACGACCCCAGCGGCUUCCUGCAGAUCUCCGACGCUCUCAUCAGGAGAGUGCACUUGACUGAAGACCAGUGGGGAAAGGGGACGCUCACACCCCGGAUGACCACGGACUUCGACCUGAACCUUGACAACGCCCCUCUGCUACAGUCCAUCCAUCAGCUCGACUUCGUGCAGAUGAAAGUUUCCUCCCCAGUGCCGGCCCCCCCAAUCCUGCAGCUAGAGGAGUGUUGCACCCGCAACAACAGUGCCACCUUGUCCUGGAAGCAGCCCCCCUUGUCGACGGUGCAGGUGGAAGGCUACAUCCUAGAGCUGGAUGACGGCAACGGCGGCCAGUUCAGGGAGGUGUACGUGGGCAAGGAGACCAUGUGCACGGUGGAUGGGCUUCACUUCAACAGCACGUACAGCGCCCGCGUCAAAGCCUUCAACAAAACAGGAGUCAGCCCGUACAGCAAGACCCUGGUCCUCCAGACAUCUGAGGGUAAGGCAUUGCAACAGCAUCCCGCAGAGAGGUAUUUAAAAAUUUGGUUGCAGCAGGGUGGAGAGUCCGAGAAACGAGGUGGGAGUCAGAAGCAGCGGGUGAUGCAGCUGGGAAGGAAGGAAUCAGCCCCCACCACUACGUCUGCCGCCCCGUAG